AGCCUGGGCUCGGUGCGCGCGCGCAUGGAGAGCACGGGCUCCGGGCCUCGACAUUCCUCCCCGGGUUACCGGAUUCACCACGAACAGACACGCGGCCGCCGCUAAUGAGGUAAAACAACAGUUUACCGGUGAAAUCAGGAGAAACCGCAGCGCCUGAGCCGCUCUACAGCCCGAGAGAGCAGAGAGGAGCCAUGGACAACCUGGAGAAGCAGCUGAUCUGCCCCAUCUGCCUGGAGAUGUUCACCAAGCCGGUGGUGAUCCUCCCCUGCCAGCACAACCUCUGCCGCAAGUGCGCCAACGACAUAUUCCAGGCCUCAAAUCCCUACCUGCCGACACGUGGGGGUUCUACAGUAGGUUCUGGUGGUCGUUUUCGUUGCCCAUCCUGCAGACAUGAAGUAGUUCUAGAUCGGCAUGGUGUUUAUGGACUGCAGCGGAACCUUCUGGUGGAGAACAUCAUUGACAUGUACAAACAAGAGACCAUCAGCACCAGCAGUAAGGUGGAACCAGAGCAGAAGCCUGGUGUGUUGAUGUGCGAGGUACACGAGGAAGAGAAGAUUAAUAUUUACUGUGUUACCUGUUCAGUUCCCACCUGCUCUCUGUGUAAAGUUUUUGGAGCUCAUCAGACCUGUGAAGUGGCUCCACUCAAUACUGUGUACGACAACCAGAAGGUGGAACUGUCAGAAGGGGUUGCAAUGCUAGUGGGAAACAAUGACAGAAUUCAGGCUAUAAUAACCCUGAUGGAGGAAAGCUGCAGAACCGUGGAGGAGAACGGGCGAAGGCAGAAGUCCCAUGUGUGUGAAUCAUUUGAUCACCUGUAUGCACUGCUGGAGGAGAGAAAAGGAGAACUGACUCUAAAAAUCACCUCAGAACAGCAGGAGAAACUGGAUUACAUCAAAGGCCUACAGCGCAGAUACACAGAGCACCUGGACAACAGUACCAAGCUGGUGGAGACAGGAAUUCAAACCAUGGAGGAACCAGAGAUGGCCGUCUUUCUACAGGCUACCAAACCCUUGCUGCAGAAAAUAGCGGAGGGAAGAAACACCUCUCAUCUGGAGAAGUUGGAGCGUGGCUAUGAGAAUAUGGAUCAUUUCAGAGCCAAUUUCCGACAGGAGAGGGCAUCCAUCCUCAAUAUUGACUUUGUCAGAGAAGAGGAUGAGGCUGGAGAUGAUGAUGAUGAAAACGAUGAUGACGAUGAUAAGGAAGAGGGUAAUGUGCAGGACAGGUCUCCAGCUCAGGCAUCUGGAGCAGUAAACCCUGCCCCUUCCCACCAGAACCCAACCAGUCCAGAUUCCACACCUGCCACACCCAGCAAAUCUGAGCAGACUCCAGUACCGACCCGCGCACAAACACCAAUAACCAGCUCAGGACUCAACACACCUUUAUCCCAUCCUACUCCAGGUCCUGCCCAAACCACAAACACCAGUGCAACACAGAGUACACCCUCGGCCACGCCCACCUCUGGCCCCACCCACAACCCUCCAGCCAGUACUGCAACAGAGGCUUCCUCCAGCCUCCAUGGUGGCAGCAGUGCUCUGAGCUCAGAGGAAGAUCAACCUCGCCAUGUUUUCUCCUUCUCUUGGCUCAACACAGCCAAAUAACACUGUUAGAUUGCUACCAGACUGCUGGCCCAUGCUGGACUCCCCUGUGUUUUGCUUGGUAAUUGAAAAAUCAGCAGAGACUAUGUGACGGAUUUCCAUUAUGACUGUAUUUUGUGUGUGUUUGUGUUUAUUUUUCUUAAAAUGAAUUUACAUGUGUGAACAUAAGUAUGUAGCAGUAAAGUAUUAUGUUACAAAAACAUA
Molecule: messenger RNA, 1799 nt
Organism: Astyanax mexicanus (Mexican tetra)
Lineage: Eukaryota; Metazoa; Chordata; Actinopteri; Characiformes; Acestrorhamphidae
Gene: trim55a
Product: tripartite motif containing 55a
Exons: 10
Coding region: 192-1598 (468 amino acids)
Molecular function (GO): zinc ion binding
Source: RefSeq, a predicted model, not a curated record